Rhea pennata is the source of this 522-nucleotide messenger RNA. It is a transcript of the gene DDIT4L, whose product is annotated as DNA damage inducible transcript 4 like. Lineage: Eukaryota; Metazoa; Chordata; Aves; Rheiformes; Rheidae. Gene Ontology annotation, cellular component: cytoplasm. Gene Ontology annotation, biological process: negative regulation of signal transduction. The record is from RefSeq and is a predicted model, not a curated record.
AUGCAUUUUGGAGGGGAUACACGGAGGCUGUCCAUAGCCGGACGCAGCAGUGAGGCUGUGUUUGAGGAGCCAGUCUGUCAUGCUUUAGUUAAAAUGCUGUGGAAGUGUCUGUCCAGGUCAAAGCAGACCAAACGUUGCUGCUCAAAGGUUUUGGUGCCAGAGAAACUAACUGAGGAAAUAGCUUAAGAUGUGCUGCAGCUUUCCUUCAUCAAGCCCUGUAGCUUAAGAUGCUGCAUUAUCCAUGUCGACUUAGAAACUGGAAAUGUCUCUAAAAAGCUAGAGAGGAUUGCUUGUGACUCCAGUGUUGUUCCCACCUUUGAGCUGAUACUUGUGCUCAAGCAGGACUGUUGCUCGUGGCCAGGUAUCGGGGACUUCUUCGCUCACGACUGCUUCAUGCCUCAGGGCAGGCAAACUCUCAUCCUCAGCCCCAGCUUCCAAAUUGUUAAGAAAAAGUUAUACUCUGUCAUCAGGAUGGUGACUGAGGAAUGCCAAAAUUGCCCUACAGGGUUAAAGCUGAGCUGA